This is a messenger RNA of Cryptomeria japonica (Japanese cedar), 982 nucleotides long. Its product is annotated as protein SRC2-like. Lineage: Eukaryota; Viridiplantae; Streptophyta; Pinopsida; Cupressales; Cupressaceae. Gene Ontology annotation, biological process: defense response. The record is from RefSeq and is a predicted model, not a curated record. The transcript has a single exon. The coding region runs from base 86 to 712 and encodes 208 amino acids.
UUCGGAGGGAGCAAGUUAACAGUUUUCCUAAUAUCUAUUCGUUUAAUUAUUGGCAACAAUUGAUAGUAUCUUUUUAAUUAUAUUUAUGAACACAAGGAGGUUGGAGAUAACAGUAAUAUCUGCUGAUGAUCUGGAAAAUGUAAGGAGGUUGGGGAGAAGAAUGCACACUUACGCCAUUGUGAGCACGGAUGAUGUUUGUUCGCAGUGUGCAUCCACACAUAUUGACGAAGAAGGAGGGUGCGAUCCAGUCUGGAACGACAAGUUACAGCUGAGUCUGAGCAAAGGACUACCCAUCGCUCUCAACAUACAAAUCUUUUGCAAGACGAGGUAUGGGCAGAGAAGCGUGGGAUGGAGUAGCGUGCCCCUCUCUGAAAUCUUGAAUGGAUUCGGACCUCCCCAUGGCUUGCAUUGCCUCAGCUAUCGUUUGAAGACGCGCAACGGGAGGCCUCAUGGUACCGUUAAUUUCUCUCUUCGUUUCCUACAACACAUUAACCCCCCUGAAUUCUUCAUCAAUUCUCCAAUUUCAACAAGACUUUCACAGCAAGGGGGUUAUGAAAACUCUUCUCGUAUUGAGCAGCAAAACACGGCAUUAGGUGGCGUGUCGAUUGGUUAUCCUUCCUCAUCUCCAUUUGGCAAUGCCAACCACUUAUAUCCUGUUCCACUCUCCGUUUAUCCACCGCCGCAGCAUAAUCAGAUUUAUGCCAUAAACUAGCUUUGCAUCACAGUCUGGAGGACAAGCGUUGAAUUAUAUUUUUGGCUAUUUGUUUUGCUGUUUAGUUGAGGAACGGGCUGUUAAACUCUAUGGAUGUAUCACACAGCUUGCCCCAGAUACUACUUAAGUUGUUGAGGCGGUUUUAGAGAGCAUGCAAUUGCAAUUGUUUAACAGUGUUUCUCGGUUGUGUAUUUUGUUGGAAUAUCUAAUUUCUCGUAUCAUUGGAAAUAGCAAAUUGUAAAUAGAGUACUCUAGAAGAAAAUUUGGGCA